Tetrahymena thermophila SB210 is the source of this 432-nucleotide messenger RNA. RefSeq names its product high mobility group (HMG) box protein. Lineage: Eukaryota; Ciliophora; Oligohymenophorea; Hymenostomatida; Tetrahymenidae. The record is from RefSeq and is a predicted model, not a curated record. The transcript has a single exon. Gene Ontology annotation, molecular function: DNA binding, bending.
AUGUCUAAAGCUGCUAGCCAAUACGCAACUCUCGAAGAUCUCCCCUCCAAGCCCAAGAGACCCCAAACCGGUUUCUUCAUCUACAAGAGUGAAGUCUUUGCCAAGAGAAGAACUGAGUGCCCCAACUUGAAGGUCCCUGAAAUCGUCUCUAAAAUUAGUGAAGAAUACAAGGCCUUACCUGAAAAGGAGAAGUAAAAAUACGAAGAAGCCUACAGAAAGGAAAAGGCCACCUACGAUAAGUAAAACGACCAAUGGAAAGAGAAGUAUGGUGAUAUCGAAAAGUCCUUGAAGGAUUAGGCUAAGAAGGCCCUCAAGGAAAAGACCAAAAAGUCCAAGGCUGCUGAAAAGGAACUUGAAAAGAGCAAGAAGAAGGCUCCCGCUGCUGCCCCUGCCAAGAAGGACGAUAAGAAGGCUCCCGCUAAGAAGAAAUGA